Molecule: messenger RNA, 719 nt
Organism: Toxorhynchites rutilus septentrionalis
Lineage: Eukaryota; Metazoa; Arthropoda; Insecta; Diptera; Culicidae
Product: perlucin-like protein
Exons: 2
Coding region: 76-534 (152 amino acids)
Molecular function (GO): signaling receptor activity
Source: RefSeq, a predicted model, not a curated record
GAUUAUGUUUUACUAUCGCCUGUAGCUUUGAUACUAUUCUCUCCUUAGUUGGUUUAUACGAGCUAGGUUGUGAAGAUGAGGCGACUUUUGAUGCUGCUUUUCAUCGCACAGGCAGUUCUUGGUGUAAAAAAAUACUUCAUACCAAAUAUAGCUGCAAAUUGGCAUAAGGCGCAAGAGUUUUGCAUCUCGCUGGGGAUGACUUUGGUUUCGGUGGAGUCCUUGGCAGAGCACGAGGCACUGGUCAAGUUCAUAAAACAGUCGGACAAAUUUUCGAACGCAACUCGUUUCUGGCUUGGUGGAAGUGAUUUAGCAAAAGAGGGAACCUACACCUGGGUUUCCAGUGCUAGGUUUUUCACCUUUCAAAAUUGGGCAGACGGCGAACCAAAUAACGGGAAUGAUACCGAGCACUGUAUUGAGAUGAUUCAUAACAUCUAUGUGAAUCGUGUGUGGCAGUGGAAUGACAUAAAUUGUCGCACAUUUGAAGCGUAUUUCAUCUGUGAGAGUGUGGAUUCACAGUGUAUACAAAAUUUCUAACGUCGAAAUAAACGCUAUUUUGUGAUUCAAUGUUAAUGUAAACUGAUAUUAGGAAUCUUCGUUGUAAAUUAAAUCAAAAUUAUAUGCUAUUAUUAUUAGUAUCAUAUUUUAUGUUCCUUUAGUUUCGUCCACAGAUAAAUAGACAUCUUAUUUCAUUUGAACCGUUGAUUACCAAAUGAAUCAAA